CCUGUCAUACAAGCCAAGGUCGUGUGUUCCCCGCGGGUUCUGGGAACAACUACUAUCUUAUUGCUGCAUGCCACUGCGCAGUCCUCACUGUCGAGCCUCGGUCAACAUGGACGACUUGUCGCACACGCAAACGCACGACACGAUGCGAAAGGAUCCCAACUUCUCCGCUGAGGACUUCGAGUACGACUCUGCGCCCGUUGCAUCCCAGUACAGAGAUGGCCCUACGAGAGGCGAGGUUGUCGAUUUAGACCCAGAAGGCGAGUGGUUGACAUUUGCGCCCAUUUCCACUACUUCGGCACUCUACUUUGGUGUACCAGAGUCAAGUAUCAACUGGCUUUCUACCGCCUUUCUUCUUUCAUUCGGCGUCUCAUGCCCUUUCACCAUCUACCUCUUGCACCGCGGCCCCAAGCCAUCCAUCAUCGCAGCCUCUGUCUUGCUUCUAGCGGGUAACUGGAUCAGGUAUGCGGGCACGGUGGCAAACGGCGGCAUCUUCGGGGUCGUCAUGGCAGGCCAGAUUCUGACAGGUCUGGCGCAACCGUUUGUAUUGGCCGCGCCGACACGAUAUAGCGACAUGUGGUUUACCGAGUCUGGGCGAGUGGGAGCCACGGCAUUGGCAAGCAUGGCGAACCCUCUCGGUGGAGCCGUCGCAUCCCUCGUAAACCCAGAGCUAGGCUCUCUCCCCACCACCGUCCUCAUAGUCUCCAUCAUCGCCUCCGUAGCAUGCAUCCCCUCCUUCUUCAUUCCCGCCGCACCCCCCACCCCCCCCGCCGCCUCCUCCGCCGUCGCCAAAACCCCCAUUGUAGAUUCCCUCCGCCACAUGCUCCGCACCCCAGCCUUCUACGUCGUCUUCCUCACCUUUGGCGUCUACGUCGGCCUCUUCAACGCCUUCUCCAGCCUCAUGAACCAAAUCCUGUAUCCAUACGGCUACUCUGAGGACGAAGCCGGCAUCUGUGGCGCCGUCCUCAUCCUAACGGGCCUCGUCGCUUGUGCCAUUGUCAGUCCCAUUGUAGAUCGCACGCAUGCCUACCUCAGCUCCAUCAAGAUCCUCACCCCGCUCGUUGCAAUUGCGUACCUAGCGUUCAUCUGGGCGCCGCAGACGCGUACGAUUGCUGCGCCGUAUAUCCUUAGUGCUGCGCUAGGCGCAGCCUCGUUUUCUCUGCUCCCUGUUGCGCUUGAGUUCCUCGUUGAAAUCACGUUCCCUGCCAGUCCAGAAGUUAGUUCUACGAUUUGCUGGGUCGGCGGCCAGAUUUUCGGCGCGAUCAUUAUUGUUGUUAUGGAUGCGUUGAAGGAUGAUCGGCCUGUGGAUUUGGAGCUUGUGAGGAAGCUGGGGAGGGGGAUGCAGGGAUCGGUUGGGGAUAGCCCGCCAGGGAAUAUGUUUAAUGCGCUUGUUUUUCAGGCGGUGCUUGCGAUGGGGGUUUUGCCGCUACCGCUAGCGCUGGGGUGGAAGAGGGUUGGGUUGGGUAUUACUGAGGGUAGGUUGUCGAGGGAUGUGGAUGGGGACGUGGUGGAAGAUUCGCGUGCGUAG
Molecule: messenger RNA, 1525 nt
Organism: Bipolaris maydis ATCC 48331
Lineage: Eukaryota; Fungi; Ascomycota; Dothideomycetes; Pleosporales; Pleosporaceae
Source: RefSeq, a predicted model, not a curated record